Molecule: messenger RNA, 1231 nt
Organism: Fukomys damarensis (Damara mole-rat)
Lineage: Eukaryota; Metazoa; Chordata; Mammalia; Rodentia; Bathyergidae
Gene: Isca1
Product: iron-sulfur cluster assembly 1
Exons: 5
Coding region: 1-555 (184 amino acids)
Biological process (GO): iron-sulfur cluster assembly
Cellular component (GO): mitochondrion; cytoplasm
Molecular function (GO): 2 iron, 2 sulfur cluster binding
Source: RefSeq, a predicted model, not a curated record
AUGAUCAAUUCCCUAACAGCGUCUGCGAUCAUAGCAGACGCUUCCGGGGCUGGGCGGACUUUCUUCUGCACCCCUCAGCCUGACAAGCUACUCGUGGCGUUUCCCGUCUCACAUGGUCGCCAAACAAAGGAUGCGGUGUGCCGCCGCGCUUUCGGCAUUUUCCGGGUCAAAGGUCGGAAGCGGAGGACACCUAACCGGCCUCAGGGCUGCGGGGAGCUCUGCUGGGCCUGGGGCCCUCCGUGCCGGACACCUUCUGCAGUAAACAAGAUAAAACAACUUCUUAAAGAUAAGCCUGAGCAUGUAGGUUUGAAAGUCGGUGUCCGAACCAGGGGCUGCAAUGGCCUUUCCUACACUCUAGAAUACACAAAGACUAAAGGAGAUUCUGAUGAAGAAGUUGUUCAAGAUGGAGUCAGAGUAUUCAUCGAAAAGAAAGCACAGCUGACACUUUUAGGAACAGAAAUGGACUAUGUUGAAGACAAAUUAUCCAGUGAGUUUGUCUUCAAUAACCCAAAUAUCAAAGGAACUUGUGGCUGUGGAGAAAGCUUUAAUAUUUGAAACCUCAGGACUCUUCUGGCUGUGAAGUCCAGGCAAGCUUAUGGGAGCCUUGGAGCUUACUGAAGAAAUCAUGUGACUGUUACACACUUAAGGCUUAUAAUAUGUGGGGAAAUAAAGUGAUGCAUUUUGAAAAUGAAGCCAAUGUGUUAGAUUCCAGAAGAAAUGAUAUUUGUAUUUUCCAUGGGUGCAGAAAAUGAAAAGCCAUUGCCUUCUUUAGAUCACUGUUUUGUAAAGGAAAAAAAUUCUGCCCUGCAUGUAAUUUGCAUACUUUAUUAGAACCAGUUUCAUGAAAAAUGACUUCCUGGGAGGAGUUGAGGAAAUGGAUGAGUUGGUGGCCACUUGUUAGGUAGCUGUGGGUGGCGUUGCCCACAACAUUUUUCCCAGCCAGACAGGUAGCUUCUAAAAUCAGAGGGCACAAAUCUUGCUUGCUAAUGGUAACUUGAUACCGUGUUUCUUCUACCCUAACUUGGCAUAGCCUCUUGUCUUGUUUCUUGAGAUAGGCGCUUGCUAAGUUGGCCAGGCUGGCCUUGCCCUCCCGCCUCAGCCUUCAUUCAUUGUAUUACAUCUGUGCACCCCUGCACCAGUUUUGGCAUGAUCUUACAUUUUUUUCAAGAUGAUGUUAUCAAAUGCCUCAUUUGUGUGCCCCUCAACAGUACCAGGCAAAGAUUCCCUUAAA